Molecule: messenger RNA, 3207 nt
Organism: Acytostelium subglobosum LB1
Lineage: Eukaryota; Evosea; Eumycetozoa; Acytosteliales; Acytosteliaceae
Exons: 2
Coding region: 1-3207 (1068 amino acids)
Biological process (GO): isoleucyl-tRNA aminoacylation
Molecular function (GO): tRNA binding; aminoacyl-tRNA deacylase activity; ATP binding
Source: RefSeq, a predicted model, not a curated record
AUGGAACAAGCACCACAAAGAAUCGACUUCCCAAGUGAGGAGGAAAAGACACUCAAGUAUUGGGAUGAGAUCGAUGCAUUCAAGACAUCACUUGAGAUGUCAAAGGGGAAGCCAGAGUUCACAUUUUAUGAUGGACCUCCUUUUGCAACUGGCACGCCACAUCAUGGUCAUUUGCUGUGCGGAACGAUCAAGGAUAGUGUGACAAGGUUCGCGCAUCAGACCGGACACUAUGUCGAGCGUCGCUUUGGUUGGGACUGCCACGGCCUGCCCAUCGAGUUUGAGAUUGACAAGGCACACGGCAUCCGCACGCGCGAGGACGUGCUGAAGAUGGGUAUCCCCAGCUACAAUGCCAAGUGUCGUGCCAUCGUCAUGAAGUACAGCGAGGAGUGGAAGACCACCGUCAGACGCAUUGGUCGUUGGAUCGACAUGGAGAACAACUACAAGACCAUGGACUUGUCCUACAUGGAGUCAGUUUGGUGGGUGUUCAAGCAGCUGCACUCCAAGGGUCUGGUGUACCAAGGCUUCAAGGUGAUGCCCUACUCCACCUCAUGCACCACGCCUAUCUCCAACUUUGAAGCCAGCUCCAAUCACAAGAACGUUAGUGAUCCAGCUGUUGUGGUAUCAUUCCCGUUGGUUGGCCAAGAGGACGUGUCUCUUGUGGCCUGGACCACCACCCCCUGGACUCUGCCCUGCAACCUCGCACUAGUAGUCAAGCCAGACAUGGACUAUGUCAAGGUCCACGACUUGGUGCGCAAGCAGACCUUUGUGAUGGCCGAGGCGAGACUGUCGCAGUUGUACAAGGAUGUCAAACUUGAUGCCAACAACAAGGAGUUCAAGCUUGUCGAGCGGCUCAAGGGUGCCGACCUUGUGGGCCUGCAGUAUGUGCCUCCCUUUGACUACUUUGCCACUGAUGCCAACAAGGGUGCGUUCCGCGUUGUUGCCGGAGACUUCAUCACUAGCGACGCUGGCACAGGUGUAGUCCAUGCCGCACCAGCAUAUGGCGAGGACGACUUCAAGGUCUGCCUGGCCAACGGCAUCGUUACCAGGGAUGACUACAAGCGACCGGCAAUGAACGCAGUAGACGCCAAUGGAUUCUACUCGGCCGACAUCAAAGACUUUGUCGGACGAUAUGUCAAGGAUGCCGACAAGGAUGUGGUCAAGGCACUCAAGGAACGUUCCCGUCUGGUCCAAAUGUCAACGAUCAAACAUAACUAUCCCUAUUGCUGGCGUUCAAACACUCCAUUGAUCUACCGUGCAGUCAGCAGCUGGUUCAUCCGUGUUGAGCAGAUGCGCGACAGCUUGCUAAAGAGCAACGAGACCUCACACUGGGUACCCAAGUUUGUCAAAGAGGAGCGCUUUGCCAACUGGCUCAACUCGGCCGUGGACUGGGCUGUGUCUCGCAACCGAUACUGGGGCACACCAAUCCCGCUGUGGGUGAGCGAGGAUGGCGAGGAGCAAGUGGCCGUCGGCUCUGUCGACGAGCUGGAGCAGCUGACAGGCGUGCGAGUGACCGACCUUCAUCGAGAGUUCAUCGAUCACCUGACCAUCCCUUCCAAGCAGGGCAAGGGUGUGCUGCGACGUGUCGAGGAAGUGUUUGAUUGCUGGUUCGAGUCGGGCUCAAUGCCCUACGCGCAGUUGCACUACCCCUUUGAGAACAAGGAGCGAUUUGAGAAGAAGUUCCCGGCCCAGUUCAUCGCUGAGGGCAUCGAUCAGACACGUGGCUGGUUCUACUCAUUGUUGGUGCUCUCAACGAUCCUGUACGACAAGGCACCGUUCCAGAAUUUGAUCGUCAAUGGGCUGGUCCUCAAUGAGAAGGGUGAGAAGAUGUCCAAGAGUCUGAGGAACUAUACCGAGCCCAAGCUACUCAUUGAUCAGUAUGGAUCUGAUGCUUUGCGAUUGUAUCUCAUCGACUCACCCGUGGUCCGUGGCGAUGUACUCAAGUUCAAGGAUGAAGGUGUCAAGGAUGUCCUCAAGAACCUUCUCCUGCCAUGGUACAAUGCCUACCGAUUCACCGUGCAGAUGGCCCUGCGCCAUGAGAAGUUCACAGGACGUCCCUUCGUCCCAGACCAAGCCAACGCACUGGCCUCCACCAACACAAUGGACCGAUGGAUCAUGGGACUUUGCCACGCAUUGAUCAAGGCAGUUCGCGAGGAGAUGGCAGCGUACAGACUGUACACGAUUGUGCCACUGUUCACCAAGUUUGUCGAGGAGCUGACUCGUUGGCACAUCAGGGUGAACCGUGAGCGCUUCAAGAACCUCAAGGGCGAGGCCGAGACUGUUCACUCAAUGAACGUGCUCUAUGAGGUGGUCUUGAAGGUCACGCUGACCAUGUCACCUUUCACGCCCUUCCUCUCCGAACACCUGUACCAGAACCUCAAGCGCGUGCUCCCCAAGGAGAAGCAGAUGGACUCGGUGCAUUACGAGAUGAUCCCAGAGGUCAACGAAUCAUUGAUCGACACGCGACUCAAUCAAGCUGUGGCCAGGAUGCAGACUGUGAUCGACAUGGGUAGAUCAUCACGCGAUCGCCGCAACGUGCCCAUCAAGACACCUUUGAGGGACUUUGUGGUCAUGUCUGAGAACCCUCAAUACCUUGAGGACGUCCAUGAUCUAGAGCAGUAUGUCAUCUACGAGUUGAACGUGGAGAAUGUCGUUGUACGACCACAUGACAAUCUCACAACAUUGUUGGCCGAUCCCGAUCACAAGCGUCUCGGUCUCAGACUCAAGAAUGACAAGAAGGCCGUGUAUGAUGUGAUCGCCAAGCUCACUCAGGACGAGUUGCACCAAUUCUCCAACACUGGCGAGAUAACAAUCAAUGGAUAUGUGCUCACAACCGAGGACAUCAAGUUGGCACGACUGUACAAUGGUCCAAAGGAGAGAUAUGAGCCCACAAGCGACAGGGAAGUGACUACACUCUUGGACAUGGAAGUUGAUGCUGAGCGCGUCAGUCGUGGAGUCGCACGUGAGGUGACCAACCGUGUACAACGCUUGAGGAAGAAGUCCAAGCUACUCCAGGAUGAUCCUUUGAACGUGUACUAUUACACCAAGGACGCAGCUAUCACAGCAGCCAUCGCACAGAACCAAGACUACAUCCUCAUCACCGUUGAGCUUCCUCUCGUGUUCACCGAGCAGCCACCAGCCAACUUCUUUGCCAGUGAGCUGGCGACAGUGUCCAACAAGGAUGACUUCCAGAUCUGGUUCACCAAGUGA